UCGCCGACACUCCGACCGGGUCGCAUCGCUGCUCUGUCGCUGAAGUGUGCGUUCCGUUCUCAGUGAGACUCGUGGACAGUGCUAAGGGGUGCCCUAUCGAUGAGGGUGCCUUCGAGAGUGGACGAUGUUUUGUGUGCUGCCGUGUGAACGUGCCGGUGGUUCCAGUACCACGUCGCGGGCCGCGUACUGCCGCCUCCAUGGAGGGUUGUUCCACGUCCUGGUGCUGGCGUUCGUCGUACUAGCUGGGAGCUGUUUCCAGUGCACGUCCGGCUCGGGCAUCUUCGAACUGCAAGUGCUCGAGAUGUCGAACCCGCUGAGCGAACUGUCAUCCGGCGAGUGUUGCGGCGGUGGCAACGCCGCGCGCAACCCGUUGGCCAAUCGGUGCACGGUGCCGUGCCAGACGUAUUUCCGUCUUUGUCUGAAAGAGUACCAGAGCAACGUUGCCAGCACUGGCUCGUGCUCGUUCGGGAACGCGUCUAGUCAGGUGCUCGGGAGAGACUCUUUCAUCGUUUCGGAUCCGGAUCGAGGAGUGGGGAAAAUCGUGCUUCCCUUCACAUUCAGAUGGACGGUGAGUGGGUUUUAG
This is a messenger RNA of Acanthoscelides obtectus, 583 nucleotides long. The record is from the annotation of a GenBank genome assembly. Lineage: Eukaryota; Metazoa; Arthropoda; Insecta; Coleoptera; Chrysomelidae.